Lactuca virosa is the source of this 396-nucleotide messenger RNA. NCBI's taxonomy places the organism in Eukaryota, Viridiplantae, Streptophyta, Magnoliopsida, Asterales, Asteraceae. The record is from the annotation of a GenBank genome assembly.
AUGGGUAACUGUUGUUUGAAAGGGUCAAAAUCAUCAAGAAUGGCGUGGGCUGAAACUGAUGAUGAAAAUGAUAAUUGGGUCUACUAUUCUGACCCCGAUCUUCAACAGAAACAGAAUCUUUUAAGUGAUGAAAAAGUGGAAAACGAAAACAGACCAAAUCCCUCUGUUUCUGUGAGUGGAAACAUCAACAAUGGCAAGAACAGAGAAGUGAAGAUCAUGCUGAGCAAGAAGAAGCUGGAGGAAUUGUUGGGUAAGGUGGAGGAUCUUCGUAACAUCCCUGUGGAUCGGAUCUUGGAUCGAUUGAUUGAUUUUAGCGAUGGAUUUGAGUUUGAUGAUCCUCAUCAGCAGCAGCAGCCAUGGAGGCCAAAUUUACAGAGUAUCCCGGAAGAGAAUUAG